GCAUCUGCAUCCCGGGGAGCGGCAGGCACCAGCAUCCCGGGGACCCGCGGCGCUGGCAUCCCGGGGCGCGGCGAGGACCCUAAGAUCGGUAACACAGGGACCGGGGCACCGGCAACCCGAGUACCCGGGGUACCAGAACCCCCGGGCAUUGCAGGGGUCAGCAGCCUGGGGUGCGUCGGGGACUCGGGGCAUUGGCAACCCGGGGUGAGAGGGCAGCCGGAGCAGCGGCAUGCAGGGAUGAGCGGGGAAGCGAGGCACAGACAUCCCGGGGUAAGCGGGGAGCCGCCGUGCCAGCAUCCACGCCCCGGGAUGCUGCUGGGUGCCGGGGCGCAGGGACACUCCUCCCCGUGCCUCUGCGGGCGGGUGUAGGGGAGUCCCUGGCCCCGGAGCCUGCCUUCCCCGGGGGCUGCAUUCCCCCUCCCCGGGGAAGGGAGCACGGAGGUCCCUCUGGAGAGCUGUGCACGCUCAGCGUGAGACCCGGGAUGGGAGGCUGGCACAGCGCUGGUCUGUUGGUAGUCACCCUCUCCCGCACCCGAGGCGAGCAGGGAGUCCCCCGUCAGCUCCAUCUCCAGCCCUGAGCAUUCUGGUGGCCUCUCAGCAUAGAGCAGCAGCUCGUGUUCUGCCUGCAGGGAGCAGCCAGCAGUGGGAACCCCCUUCCAUUCUCCCCUCUGCCUGCCUGGCAAACCCCCGCACCGCCCAAGGCAGGGCUUGGACCUGAGCAUCUUCAAGCCGAUGAGCACAGAGACGCUCAGCAAUGGGGAUGGGGCUCUGCAGGGGCAAUUUUGGACGACCAGAAGGCAGAUGUCUCCCCAGUCCUGCCCCAGCAUGUGGGGACACCACCCUGCAGGAGCUGGGACGCCCCCCAGCCCCAUGGGCCCCCUCAGGUACUCAGCAGGGGACUCCCAGUCCUACCCUGGUCUCAUGGAUAUCUUGCACAGGAUCUCCUCAGUGGUCUGCAGCCACCAGCCCUGCACACCUGGGACAUGCACGGCCCCAAGCCCCGGGUGACAGGGCAUUUAGGGUAGGCUACAGGCAAAGGAUAAGAGGUUCCUCCUCCUCCUCUACGCAUUUCUAAUGGCUCCUUUGAGACAAGCCACACGACUCCCUGCUGGGAAGCCUCGCUGAGCUGUGGAACCCGCUCCUGCUCUGCUGAUCAUGGUCAACAAGACCUUAAACUACUGGGGUCCCAGUUUUGAGGAGGACGUUAUCAACAUCAACGUGGGCGGUCUGCGGCGGCGGCUGAGCUCCAGUGCACUCUCCAAGUUCCCCGACACGCGCCUGGGCCGGCUGCUCUCCUGUGACUCGGAGGAGUCCAUCCUGCAGCUCUGCGAUGACUACGACGUGAGCGCCAGGGAGUUCUACUUCGACAGAAACCCCGGCUUCUUCCUCUACGUCCUCCACUUCUACCAGACGGGCAAGCUGCACGUCAUGGAGGAGCUGUGCGUCUUCUCCUUCUGCCAGGAGAUCGAGUACUGGGGCAUCAACGAGUUCUUCCUGGACUCCUGCUGCAGCUACCGCUACCACGAGCGCAAGCUGGAGAGCCGGCACCACAACUGGGAUGAGGAGAGCGAGGUGAGCAGCGUGGACACGUCCCCUGAUGAGAUCUCUGACAUCAACCACGACCUGCUGCGCUACAGCACCCUGCGCUGCGGCAACCUGCGCAAGCGCCUCUGGCUCACCAUGGAGAACCCCGGCUACUCCAUCCCCAGCAAGCUCUUCAGCUUUGUGUCCAUCAGCGUGGUGCUGGUGUCCAUAGCCACCAUGUGCAUCCACAGCAUGCCAGAGUACCAGGAGGUGGAUGAGAGUGGCAACGUGCUCGAUGAACCAAUCCUGCACAAGCUGGAGUAUUUCUGCAUCUCCUGGUUCACCUUCGAAGUGUCCUCCCGCCUCCUGCUCUCACCCAACCCCAGGAAGUUCUUCAAGCACCCACUGAACCUGAUUGACAUUGUGUCAGUGUUGCCCUUCUACUUCACCCUCCUGGUGGACGUGACCAUGGGCAGUGACUCGGAGCUGGGCAACCUGGGCAAGGUGGUGCAGGUGUUUCGGCUCAUGAGGAUAUUCCGGGUGCUGAAGCUGGCUCGGCACUCCACUGGACUCAGGUCACUGGGGGCCACCUUGAAGCACAGCUACAGGGAGGUGGGGAUCCUGCUGCUCUACCUGGCUGUGGGGGUCUCUGUGUUCUCUGGCGUGGCCUACACUGCUGAGAAGGAGGAGGACGUCGGCUUCGACACCAUCCCGGCGUGCUGGUGGUGGGGCACGGUCAGCAUGACCACCGUGGGCUACGGGGACGUGGUGCCCGUCACCGUGGCGGGCAAGCUGGCGGCCUCGGGCUGCAUCCUGGGGGGCAUCCUGGUCGUGGCACUGCCCAUCACCAUCAUCUUCAACAAGUUCUCCCACUUCUACCGCAAGCAGAAGGCGCUGGAGGCGGCCGUGAGGAACAGCGGCAAGAAGGAGCCUGAGGAGGGCGGCAGCGACUCUGAGGCCCUGAGCGAGACCUCCCUGGACAGGCCCAGCCCCGAGCGCCGGGGCCUCACCCCCGGGGCCCAGCCCAGCCCCUGAGCCCUGGGGCAUGUGGGAACUGCUGGGACCCACCCGGGACCUGGUGGGGCCCACCUGGGGCACCUAGGACAUGUGGGACCCACCUGGGACAUGUGGGACCUGCUGGGGACCCACCUGGGGUCCGUGGGACAUGUGGUACCUAUCUGGGGCACUCGGGACCUGCUGGGACCCACCUGGGGCACAUGGGACCUGCUGGGGACCCACCUGGGGCACUCAGGACCUGCUGGGACCCACCUGGGGCACUCAGGACCUGCUGGGGACCCACCUGGGGCCCGUGGGACAUGUGGUACCUACCUGGGGCACAUGGGACCUGCUGGAAACCACCUGGGGCACUCAGGACCUGCUGGGACCCACCUGGGGCAUGUGGGACCUGCUGGGACCCACCUGGGGCUCUCGGGACCUGCUGGGGACCACCUGGGACACUGGGACCCACCUGGGGCACAUGGGACCUGCUGGGGACCACCUGGGGCCUGUGGGACAUGUGGGACCCACCUGGGGCACAUGGGACCUGCUCACAGUGAGCACACCAUGGUGGAGGAGCCAUGGCUGGCAUCACCCUGUGAAGGACAGGAGGGGUUGGAGGAGAUGCCCAGUGGGUGCUGGCUGCUUCCAGACCCUGUGCCUGCCUGGAUGUGUCUCAGCCUCCACCUUGCUCAUCCGUGGCUGCAAAGGGAGGUUGUAGUGCUGGAUAUACCCCUGCCAGAAAGGGAGGCUGAAAAUAAGAAAUGCAAGUGACUCCUGAUCAGGCACUGCCCCAGGUGUAUGGAGAGGGAUUUUCCUCUGCCCUAGUGUUUUGUAUUGCCCAGGGUGAGGUUAAAUAGCUCAAGGAUGAGGCAGCCCUCAACAGGGUGGCAGCCCUUACAGAUCUGUGCUGUGUUCACAACUUGUCCUACCCCCAGCAGGAAACAGGCUCAAAAGGCUCAAAAGGCAAGGGGCUGGGAAUGAGCCUGUAUGGGAGGAGAGGCAGUGUCCAGCUCAGGGUGAGCCCCAUGGGAGUGCGAUGGACUGAACCCCAGCUUCUUCCCAUUGCUGGGAUUUAUCUGCUCUCCUGCACUGUCCCUGCCGGGACCUGCAGGGAUCUGGGGCUGUGCUGGGAGCGUGGCACAGCUGGGAGCACUGCCCACACGUGGGCAGGGACACUGCCCACACACCUGGGGGUGGCCAGGAGGGCAGAAGGAGCACUCAACUCUGAGGCAGCACAGUCAAAGGGGUCGGGCUGGGGGAGCUGAGGAGCCAAUCCCAGUGGGGCUGUCCCCCAAGCCCUGGUCUCCCUCACCACAGCCCCUAGCCUGGCUGUGUCCUGCCUCUUCCCUCCCUGUCUCAGGGCCAGGAGGGCUGUAAGGAGGGGGUCACACUGCCCAGGUGUCCUCACAGGGAGCUGAGCCCCACAAGUGUUGCUGCACUCACCUUCCCCCUGCAGGGAGAGAGAUGGGGCAGAGGGGACCUUGCACUGCUUUUGUCACCACGGCCUCUGAGCCCCUCACAGCCAGGCAGGGAGGCCAGCCUGGAACACAAACCCCUUCCUGCCUGGACCCCAGCCCACGUUAGCACCUUCAGGGCACAGCAUUAAUUCCCUACAGAGCUUUUCCUCUCCCUCCCUCCUGUAGUCUGUUCGGAAAUUGUACAGCUCAGAGGAGUGCACCCAGCAAUGCCUGUUUCAACAGGAGAAACGUGCAUCCCACAAUCCCAAAGCACCUCAAACACACUUUAAAGGCUAUAGGAUGACCCCAGGUACCUGGAUCAUGGCUUUGCUGCUGCUUUCCUGGCUGGUUUUCAGCACAGCUCUAUUUGCUGGUGCUGGCUCUGCCUGUAGCCAUCUGCUGGUCACGGGCAAGGAAAGACAACACUGGUGCAGGUCCAGCCUUUCUAAGCCCAGUGGGACCCAGGGAGGGUCCCCAAGGAAUGGUGGGGUGGGAUGGGAGGGUGCUCAUGCUUCUGGCAUCAUCAAGUCUUCCAGUACCAACUCCAUGGUCCUCUCUGUGCUUAUUCCUGCUGGGAGCUGGGACUGGGGAGCAGCACCCUCUGCUCCAACCAGCUCCUGCUGCACUGUUACUUGAAUACAGGAAGGAGUUUCCCCUCCUCAACAUCAAUAUUCCAGUAGCAAAAUGUAUUCAAAUGUGAAGAGUAAAUUAUAUCUAUUAAUGAAAAAGCAUUAUGCAAAUAAUUAGGAGCAUGUAAAUUAAUUUUCUAUCUAUGCAUGGGAUGCAUACUGUAUAUUUUAUUAAAGACCUCAAUGACCUGC
Messenger RNA from Zonotrichia leucophrys gambelii, 4801 nucleotides. It is a transcript of the gene KCNS1, whose product is annotated as potassium voltage-gated channel modifier subfamily S member 1. Bases 1156 to 2559 code for a protein of 467 amino acids. Gene Ontology annotation, cellular component: membrane; voltage-gated potassium channel complex. NCBI's taxonomy places the organism in Eukaryota, Metazoa, Chordata, Aves, Passeriformes, Passerellidae. Gene Ontology annotation, biological process: potassium ion transmembrane transport; protein homooligomerization; regulation of delayed rectifier potassium channel activity. The record is from RefSeq and is a predicted model, not a curated record. Gene Ontology annotation, molecular function: delayed rectifier potassium channel activity; protein binding. The transcript has 3 exons.